AUGGUUAAACAAAUCUAUGAUUACUUGAGAGGGGAAAAACCUAAACCUGUGUGGAAAUGUCUAAUGUUCAAGAAUACAGAAAGGCCAAAAGCUAUCUUUACUCUAUGGAUACUGAUGUAUAGAAAGCUAGCAACAGUGGAUAGGCUUGCUAAAUGGGGGUUAACACAUGAUACAGCUUGUGUACUGUGUACAAAUAUGGAUGAAAGUCUGGACCACAUGUUCUUACAGUGUCACUAUGUAGGGGAAGUAUGGGAAAGAGUAUUAGCAUGGGAUGGUCUCCACAACAACAGAGCAAAGACAUGGACACAGUUUGUGCAUUGGGUUAUACAACAUGGGAAAAGGAAGACUACAAGAGCUCAAUUAUUCAAGAUGAUAUUAGCUGAAAUUGUGUAUGCUGUUUGA
This is a messenger RNA of Solanum lycopersicum (tomato), 402 nucleotides long. RefSeq lists its product as uncharacterized. The record is from RefSeq and is a predicted model, not a curated record. Lineage: Eukaryota; Viridiplantae; Streptophyta; Magnoliopsida; Solanales; Solanaceae.